Molecule: messenger RNA, 185 nt
Organism: Racocetra persica
Lineage: Eukaryota; Fungi; Glomeromycota; Glomeromycetes; Diversisporales; Gigasporaceae
Source: the annotation of a GenBank genome assembly
ACCUAAAAUUGUACCUAAUACUCCAAAAUUAUAUGCUGAUUUAAUGAAAAGAUGCUGGAACAAUAAGAAAGAGGAAAGACCAAGCGCAUUUGAGUUAUAUACGACAAUUGGAACAUGGUUAAUCAAUAUGCCACAACCGCAAGUAUUACACCCAGAUAAUGUUCCAUAUAGUACUUAUCAUCAAA